Melospiza georgiana is the source of this 3734-nucleotide messenger RNA. RefSeq names its product opioid receptor mu 1 (gene OPRM1). The transcript has 4 exons. Gene Ontology annotation, cellular component: membrane; neuron projection. Gene Ontology annotation, biological process: G protein-coupled opioid receptor signaling pathway; neuropeptide signaling pathway; sensory perception of pain. The coding region runs from base 70 to 1296 and encodes 408 amino acids. The record is from RefSeq and is a predicted model, not a curated record. Gene Ontology annotation, molecular function: neuropeptide binding; G-protein beta-subunit binding; beta-endorphin receptor activity. Lineage: Eukaryota; Metazoa; Chordata; Aves; Passeriformes; Passerellidae.
GCGCCGGGCGUCCCUGGGGCGCGGGGAGCGAGCGGGGCAACGCGCUGAGGCCGUGGCUGUCAGACAGCCAUGGCUGUCGCCUACCUGCUGGGAAACGGGUCCGCGCCGCUCCUCGCCGGAGCCCUGGAGGUCCCGCUCGCCGCCAACGCCUCCGCCUGCCGCCCGCCCUGCCCGGCCUGGGGCAACGCCUCGGCGGCGCUGGGCUGGAACCGCUCCGAGCCCUGCGGCGGCAAUGGCAAUGGCAGCGCGGGCGGCGGCGGGCCCUGCGCGCCCGCGGGCGGCGGCCCCUCCGUGGUCACCGCCAUCGCCAUCAUGGCCCUCUACUCCGUGGUCUGCGUCGUGGGGCUUUUCGGCAACUUCUUGGUCAUGUAUGUCAUCGUCAGGUACACGAAAAUGAAGACUGCCACCAACAUCUAUAUUUUCAAUCUUGCAUUGGCAGAUGCCCUAGCAACAAGUACUCUGCCAUUCCAGAGCGUGAAUUACUUGAUGGGAACCUGGCCAUUCGGUACCAUCCUCUGUAAGAUUGUUAUAUCCAUAGACUACUACAAUAUGUUCACCAGUAUCUUCACUCUCUGCACCAUGAGUGUGGAUCGCUACGUGGCUGUUUGCCACCCCGUUAAGGCCCUUGAUUUCCGCACCCCCCGAAAUGCCAAAAUUGUCAAUGUCUGCAACUGGAUUCUUUCCUCUGCCAUUGGCCUGCCAGUUAUGUUCAUGGCAACUACUAAAUACAGGCAUGGCUCAAUUGACUGCACCCUUACAUUCUCCCACCCUGCUUGGUACUGGGAGAACCUCCUGAAAAUCUGUGUGUUCAUCUUUGCCUUCAUCAUGCCGGUGCUGAUCAUUACGGUGUGUUACGGGCUGAUGAUUUUACGCCUGAAGAGCGUCCGCAUGUUGUCCGGCUCCAAAGAGAAGGACAGGAACCUGAGGAGAAUCACCAGGAUGGUUCUUGUGGUGGUGGCAGUGUUCAUUGUCUGCUGGACUCCCAUCCACAUUUACGUUAUCAUUAAAGCCCUGGUCAACAUCCCAGAAACUACUUUCCAGACUGUCUCCUGGCACUUCUGUAUUGCUCUAGGGUAUACAAAUAGCUGCCUUAAUCCGGUCCUUUAUGCGUUUCUAGAUGAGAAUUUCAAAAGGUGUUUCAGAGAGUUCUGCAUCCCCACCUCCUCAACCAUUGAGCAGCAAAACUCCACCCGAGUCCGACAAAACACUCGCGACCAUGCUUCCACUGCCAACACUGUGGAUAGGACUAACCACCAGUUGGAACUUCAAGAAGCUGAAACUACUCCACUGCCGUGACAGGGUCUCCUGCUGCAUGGCUCUCAGAGCAGUUGCCACUGCCACAGUGUGCUAGUGGGAACAUGUAGGAUUUGCUUUCCCUCAAAAAAUAAAAUACCACAGAGGAAAGUGCCUGCUUUUCCAGUCUGUCAAAAAUUGCUUCUGCAGCACAUCUGCAUUGCACUUAACAGAAGCAUGAAAUGUAACAGCGAGCAGAGCCAGGAGAUGUGGGGGCCUUUCCAGAAUCCAGUGCUCAAAGCAUUCCUGUUUACCAGGAGCACAUACAUUAGUCUAAAACAAAGCUACUGUGCCUGUAGCAACCUGACAUGCUCUUGGUAAGUUACAGUGGUGUUAAAACAGGUUGGAAACAAAAACUCAAAGGCUAGACAACCAUAGUUUGAAAAAUAAGGUGAGCUUUUGAGGAUGGAAAAUAAUGGGAUAUGAAGUUGUAAUAAUGUUGGGUACACUCUAUUUACUCUUAAAAUUUAUUUGUAGAGGUGUUUUCUGUGCAGGUUAUUUACGUGCUGAAGUCUCAUGAGGUCAUGUAGAACAACACAUUUUUAGUUCAAGAGGUCUUCUCUUGCAAGGGUUGCAUGUUUUGCAGUUUCAAAGGAAAAUUUUUUUUCAGUGAUCCCUUAAAAAAUAAAAAAAAAUAAACAAAAAAAAAACAAAAAAAAAAGCAAACCAAAACAACCAAAACAAGAUUUAAAAAACCCCAAAAAAGCCUCCAAGCUUCAUCUUCUCCUUCUAUUUCGCAUAAAUUAAAAAAAAAAAAACACUUUAAAGUCAAAACAAUGAGCUAUCACUUUUUCUAAAAGAUAGGAGUAAACGGAAAUACUCUACAUUGUUAUUGAUUCUCAAAUGAUCCCCAAAAUAGCAUAGAUUAACAUAAAUUUCUUUGGGAAUAAAACUGCAGCUGUAAGCCUGUCACAGCUUGCACAGGCUGAUGAUGUCUUCUCUUUCAAGUAGUUUCUCAAAUUUCAGCUGCUCUGUCAGCAGCAUUUUCACUUUGUAAGUAAACAACAGCCCUUAUGUGAAGUACUUGGAGCAGUUAAUGCAUUAGACCUUUUUUAAAAAAGAAAUUUUAAAACCAAUUUUAAAAUAGACAUCUACUUUUUCUUAACCAAACCCACAGUAUGUUUGCUUUUCUAAUUAACAUGAUACAGUCUGCAUCUGCAUUUUGUAUUAGCUGCUAAAACACAUUAAGAUUUCAGGAAGAAACAAUGUGCUGCAGCAAAUGCCUUCUUAGCUGUUUUCUAUUAUGAAGAUUAGAAAUAUCCAUGUAGAUAACUUGUGGUUCAAUGGUAUUUUCUAGACAUUGUUUGUUACUUGCUCUGUAAAUAAAUCAUCAGUAGUUAACUGGAGGAAAAUUGUACUUUGAUGAAUUUAAAUGUAUUCUGAAAUACAACUAUAUGAAACAGGGGUUUUUUUUGUUUGUUUGUUUGUUUCAUUCUGCAGCCAAAAUAUAUUUCUUAUUUUCAUUGUUAAAGUCUGUGUAAAUAUAAGGUUAUAAUGUGAAAUUGUUUGUUUCUGCCAUAGACUGCAUAAUAAAGAUUGAAGACCAAAUCCUUGCAAGUUGUAAAUUAAAGGAUUAUUUGAGUUUCAUCACUGUGUUGCAGCUAAAUAUGUAGCCUAUAUAUCAGCAGAAUAUGAAGCUAGAUAUAACAGAAGUGCCUUAAUUUUUUUCUCUUUCUGUUGAAAAUUCAACUGUGUGGUCAUAUGAAUUUAUGUUUAAUUUUGUGUUAGUUUAGCUGUAUCACCUCAUAGCCAUCAUUAAAGUUUAAACCAGAGUCAUCACCAUUCUAAGGGGUUUUGCAUCUAAUUUUUAAACAACAUAGGAUAGGCACUUAGAAUAAGUCAAUACCUUGUUUUGCACCACACAGCAGUAUUAUUUAAAUAACAAAAUCAGCAUAGAAUUCACUAGAUUUAAAUGCAGUAACAUCCUAUGACAUCAUUUCUACCUGAUGGAUUCAGAGCAGUCUGACAUGCUCACAUACAACAAUCAAAAAAUUUUAAAAAAUUGAAUGAAUAUUUGAAAAGUCUAAACUGAUAGACCAAAAACGUGUUUAAGUAAACUUCAGAGCAUAGUUUUGUGGGCAGUCAAAAGUUCAGCUUUCACAAAAUUUACAUAAUUAAUUGAAACCAUUAUUUCUUCUUUACUUUGCAUGAAGCACAGGCAAAAUACUGUGACUUGCCAGCAGAUAGCCAAAUAUUUUUAAGGACAUUUUCUGUUUCUGCAAUCCAAAAAUUGAGAAACCUGACUGUAAAUAUAUUUAGCAGUAAUAAUGUUGUACCCUUGAUGGCUUAAGGAUAUGAGGAAGUAAAUUUUAUUAGCAGAGCACUGGCAAAAAGUAAGAAAAAUGUCUUUUUUUCCAUAAGGCUUGAAUGUUCAUUGGUAGUGCUUUGCAGUAGGUAGCAUAUUAUUACACAACUUCUGUAUCUGCAUUGUAAACCUUUAA